Molecule: messenger RNA, 6943 nt
Organism: Coregonus clupeaformis (lake whitefish)
Lineage: Eukaryota; Metazoa; Chordata; Actinopteri; Salmoniformes; Salmonidae
Product: breakpoint cluster region protein-like
Exons: 24
Coding region: 602-4648 (1348 amino acids)
Biological process (GO): protein phosphorylation; intracellular signal transduction; positive regulation of GTPase activity
Cellular component (GO): membrane
Molecular function (GO): GTPase activator activity; protein serine/threonine kinase activity; guanyl-nucleotide exchange factor activity
Source: RefSeq, a predicted model, not a curated record
AGAUGGGAACACGAAACAACCGCAGGCGAGGAACGGGGAAAAUCUGGAUAAACUGUACACUGACAAGGAACCGCGAAAACAUGGGGGUAAGGAACAACUGGAGGCGAUAAUGGAACAGGGAUGUUGUCAUGUGAAUGAAAGAGGAUCAUCAGUGAUGGAAUACAGAACAAACUUGAAUUGAAUAAGAAAAUGUAAAGUAAGUAGUUGCAGAGCCGUUAUCACUUUCUCAUCACACGGAAGAUCCAGAUCCGCUCUAGAUCCAGAUCAUCCGCUCAGGACAGAUGCUGUCAUUGUGUCGAGGCAGAUUUUUUUUCUCAUUCUGCAAGUGGUCUUUCAGGAAUAAUGCAGAACAGGCGUUUGAGUGGAAAGACUUCAAUUUCUAUUGUUGACAAUACAAUAUAUUUUGUCUGCAAAAUCGGUAAAAUUGUCAGUUUUUGAACUGGUUUAUCAUACCAUUAAUAUGAAUGGUUUUUUUCUAUUGUAGAUUCUCUAGGUACAUUCCGAUUUUCCCCCUGUCGGAAACUGGAUGAUAGGCGAGAAAUACGGCUACUGGUGACAUCACCCGGGUCAGGUCUGUAUUGCUAUACAGUAAAUAUCAACAAUGGUGGAGCCAGUGGGAUUUAUUGAAGCGUGGAAAGCGCAGUUCCCCGAGUCAGACCCCCCAAAGAUGGAGCUCAGGUCGGUGGGGGGCAUUGAGCAGGAGCUGGAGAAGUGCAAAGCCUCCAUCCGGCGGCUGGAGAUGGAGGUGAACAAGGAGCGCUUCCGUAUGAUCUACCUGCAGACACUGCUGGCCAAGGAGAGGAAGAGCUAUGACCGCCAGCGCUGGGGUUUCAGGAAGGCCCAGAUGAAUGAGGGAGGGGACCAGGCAGGGCUGGGCGCUGAGUCUCAGCAGCCACACGUACAGGAACAGGGGGAGCGGAGCCGGUUCCAGCCGGUGGGGGAGGCCAGGUCCAAACAGAGACCCCCUACAGCCCGGAAGUCAGCCUCCCACGGUGACGGGCUGGAGCUCCAGUCUGCCUUCGAGGUGCCCCAGCAGGCAGAGCCCUGCGAGACAGACGGCCUCUCGCCCUCCAAACAGAAAGGAGGUAUCUCCCCUCGCCGCCCACACCCACCCCCAAACAAGGACCUACCAUCUGACCCCAAUGACAAGCUUGGCAUGGGGCUGGGGGUGGCAGCGCUGAGGUCCAACUUUGAGAGGAUCAAGCGGGCCAACUCUCACUCUGCCGGGGAUGGGGGGAAGAGCCAGGAGAAGCAGCAGCAGCAGCAGCCCUUCUACACCAACAUGGAGUUCCACCAUGACAGGGGCCUGGUCAGGGUCAACGACCGAGAUGUCUCUGACAAGAUCAGCACCCUUGGCAGCCAAGCCAUGCAGAUGGAGCGCAAGAGGUCCCUACACUCCCUGCCAGGCAACCUGGCCACUGUGGCAGGUGAGCUCCGCACCCGGCCCGUCUACAGGGGGCGCUCUACCGAGAGCACCUGUGGGUACGAUGCUGAGUAUGAGGAUGGGGACCCCAACCCACGCCACCCCAAGGCCAACGGUGGAAAACAGCCCCCUCCACCCCCAUGGCAACCCUCCGACUUCCAGCCUUACACCAGCGUCUACGUGGGCGGGGUGAUGAUGGGCGAGGGCGGGGGGGAUGGAAAAGGGGGCGUCACCAUGAGGGACCAUGUUGGAGAUGAGCACCACCUGACCUGGCCCCGGCGCUCCUACUCUCCCGGGAGCUUUGAGGACGUGGGGGGCGGAGGCGGCGGCUACACACCAGACUGCAGCUCCAAUGAGAACCUAACGUCCAGCGAGGAGGACUUCUCGUCUGGCCAGUCCAGCCACGUGUCACCCAGCCCCACCACGGCCUACCGCCGGCCUUUCAGGGAGAAGAGCCGCUCGCCCUCGCAGAACUCCCAGAACUCCCAGCACUCUAUUGACAGCAGCAGCCCCCCCACACCACAGUCCCAGAAGCGUCCCCACCGCCAGCAGGGCCACGUGGUCAUGUCCGAAGCCACCAUCGUGAGCGUCCGUAAGACCGGCCAGAUCUGGCCCCCGCUCGACCCGGACACCACGCCGGCCAGCAGAGCCCCCCAUGACAACAGUUUCCAUGGAGACCUGGACGGUCCGUUCACGGGGACCCCUCCCACUUACGGUUAUGAUGCAGACCGUGCGGAGGAGCAGAGGCGCCACCAUGACAUCCUGCCCUACAUCGACGACUCACCCUCCGCCUCGCCACACCUCAGCUCCAAGAGCCGCGGCAGCCGAGACACCCUCUCCUCCGGAUCCCUUGAGUCCUCCAAGUCGACGGAGUUGGACUUAGAGAAAGGCCUGGAGAUGAGGAAGUGGGUUCUAUCUGGGAUCCUGGCCAGCGAGGAAACCUACCUCAGCCACCUGGAGGCAUUGCUACUGCCUAUGAAGCCUCUGAAGGCAGCAGCCACCACAUCCCAGCCGGUGCUGACCAUCCCUCAGAUUGAGACCAUCUUCUUCAAGGUGCCUGAGCUCUACGAGGUCCACAAGGAGUUCUACGAUGGCCUGCUCCCCCGGGUGCAGCAGUGGAGCCACCACCAGCGCGUGGGGGACCUCUUUCAGAAACAGGCCAGCCAGCUUGGAGUGUACCGGGCCUUUGUGGACAACUAUGAGGUUGCCGUGGAGACGGCGGAGAAGUGCUGCCAGGCAAACACGCAGUUCGCUGAAAUCUCUGAGAACCUCAAGGUGAGGAGCACCAAGGACUUGAAGGACCAGUCAGCCAAGAACUCUCUGGAGACUCUCCUGUACAAACCAGUGGACAGAGUGACACGAAGCACCCUGGUUCUGCAUGACUUGCUGAAGCACACGCCCUGCAGCCACCCGGACCACCCCCUGCUCCAGGACGCGCUCCGCAUCUCCCAGAACUUCCUGUCCAGCAUCAACGAGGAGACCACGCCCAGACGCCAGUCCAUGACCGUCAAGAAGGGAGAGAACCGCCAGCUGCUGAAGGACAGCUUCAUGGUGGAGCUGGUGGAGGGAGCCAGGAAGCUCCGCCAUGUUUUCCUCUUCACCGACCUGCUGCUCUGUGCCAAGCUGAAGAAACAGAUCGGAGGGAAGAGUCAGCAGUAUGAUUCCAAAUGGUACAUCCCUCUGUCAGACCUGACCUUCCAGAACGCAGAUGACUCAGAGCCUCUGCCCAUCCCCCAGGUGCCUGACGAGGAGCUGGAUGCCAUGAAGGUCAAGAUCUCUCACAUCAAGAGUGAGAUCCAGAGAGAGAAGAGAGCCAACAAAGGGUCAAAGGUGAUUGACAGGUUGAGGAAGAAGCUGUCGGAGCAGGAGUCUCUUCUGCUGCUCACCUCCCCCAGUAUGGCCCUCCGAGUACACAACAGGAACGGCAAGGGUUACAUGUUCCUGAUGUCAUCAGACUAUGAGCGGGCCGAGUGGAAGGAGACGAUCCGGGAACAGCAGAAGAAAUGCUUUAAGAGCUUCUCCCUGACCUCCAUGGAGCUACAGAUGUUGACCAACUCCUGUGUGAAGCUGCAGACCGUCCACCACAUCCCACUCACCAUCAACAAAGAAGGUCAAGAGGAUGAAUCGCCUGGCCUCCAUGGAUUCCUGAAUGUAAUCGUCCACUCUGCCUCCGGCCUCAAACAGAGCUUGAAUCUGUACUGCACGUUAGAGGUGGACUCCUUUGGCUACUUUGCGAACAAAGCCAAGACGCGGGUGUAUCGCUACACCACAGAGCCCAAAUGGAACGAGGAGUUUGAGAUAGACCUGGAGGGCUCUCAGACCCUGAGGCUGCUGUGUUAUGAGAAGAGCUACAACAAGACCAAGCAGAUCAAAGAGGAUGGAGACAGCACCGACCGCAUCAUUGGCAAAGGACAGAUCCCGCUGGAUCCGCAGACGCUCCAAGGCAAAGACUGGCAGAGAACGCUUAUCCCCAUGAACGGGAUCGAGGUGAAGCUCUCUAUGAAGUUUACUAGCCGAGAGUUCAGUCUGAAGAGGAUGCCGUCACGUAAACCCAUGGGCGUGUUCGGAAUCAAGAUCUCCACGGUGACCAAACGGGAGCGCUCCAAGGUGCCCUAUAUCGUCAGACAGUGUCUGGAGGAGAUUGAGCGGAGGGGGAUGGAGGAAGUGGGCAUCUACCGGGUCUCAGGGGUGGCUACAGACAUCCAGGCCCUGAAGGCUGCCUUCGACACCAACAACAAAGACGUGUCUGUGAUGAUGAGUGAGAUGGAUGUGAACGCCAUCGCUGGCACUCUGAAGCUGUACUUCAGAGAGCUGCCAGAACCCCUCUUCACUGACGACCUGUACCCCAACUUCGCAGGAGGCAUUGCCCUGUCUGACAGCGUUGCCAAAGAGAGCUGCAUGCUGAAUCUACUGUUGUCGCUGCCAGAACCCAACCUGGUUACAUUCCUAUUCCUGCUGGAUCACUUGAAGAGGGUGGCUGACAAGGAGAGCAUCAACAAGAUGUCCCUCCACAACCUGGCCACAGUGUUUGGCCCCACCCUGCUGCGGCCUGCAGAGAAGGACAGCAAGAUCCCCACCAACCCCACGCAGCCUAUCAGCAUGGGAGACAGCUGGUCCCUGGAGGUCAUGUCACAGGUCCAGGUGUUGCUGUACUUCCUCCAGCUGGAGACCAUCCCCACGCCGGACAGUAAGCGUCAGAGCAUCCUCUUCUCCACCGAAGUGUAGAGGGUUCCACAGGGAGAGAGAGGGUGGAAUAGAGACUCAAACUGAGUCUACAGUACAGUAUGUCCAUUUGGGAAGGCUACUGAGAGUGAGAAUGGCCCUAGCUGGACUGGACUGCAGCAGGAGAUUUCUUUGCCACUGAUUCUGGCCGUAUCCUGCAGAGGGCGCCACCACCCCCUCUGAGAACAAGAGUUGGACACCAAUCCCUCUGUUGUACCACACAUCUUGAUGAUGAUAAUGCAUUAUUACAUCACACCAAAUUGCUAGUGUGUCUCUCUGUGCCUCUCUGACGUAACAUAUCCUCCUCUCUUCGCUCUGUCUUUUCACUCUCAUGUUGAAGCGAUACAGCUUGUGUCUGGAAUGAAUGACAUUACUGAACAUGCCUGAUGCAAGCACAAAUGAAACACUUCAAUUUGACACUGAUCAGCAUGUAGGGGAACAUAGUGUCCCAGGUUAGUUUUUUGGGGAGGGUAUUGGCUCCUGCUUAGUAGGCAGAGAACCAGCUAUUGUGUAACUUACCACAGAUUCUGUGAUUUCUCAUCACAGUUUUGAGCUUCUCCCCUUUAAGUUAUUGUUGUGCAAGGUCAUUCUCCGUUUUUCUCAAUUUGGUUUGAAGAUUUAUACUGGCAAAGCAGCACUUCAAUGCUUUUAUUGUUUUAGUUUUAUACUGUAUGCCUCUUCAGAAAUAGCCAGAUCGUGAUGAGGAUCGCAUACACGGUAUAUUUGUUUUGGACAAUUAUGAAGGCAAGAGCCUGUAGAGCAUUUUGUUUAGCCAUCUCAAAUGUUGAGUUAUUUCUUAAUCCACUGCUGAAGAGAUUCAAACCUUAGGUUUUACACAUGCUACAUUGGGACCACAAUGCUAAGAGGGUUAUGUUGAAAAGGAACAUCUGGGUUCUCUGAAGAGUUUUGAAGAGGAACAUCCAGAGCUGCCAGGAUCACCACACAGUUGUCCCAGGAAUCCAACACUCACACAAAAAGUGUGUACAAGGUAAACAAGCCUCGGACAAAGACUGAGAGACUGCAAGAAAGGCAUUUGUGAAAAAGGAACAGUUGACAGAAACAGAUUCUUUGUAUAGAUUAUAAUAAGACUGCCUACAGUUUGGACCAUAAAGCAAUUCCAUCUAUUUGUGUUGUUUGUGUCUCAAGUAGUCCUUAUUUUAAAUAUCCAGGAAGAAAUAUAUUUUCUAACAUAGGAGUUUGUCUGCAGUCAUAUCUUUGGUCCGGAGAUGUCAUAGGAGAUCUUGCCAAAAUAAUCUGUUGUUUGGGAUUUUUUUUUUAACACAAUUGUAUUUACAGAUACAUUACUUACAUAAUUGUAAAGCUGUAUUUUUUUUUAUUUUACUUAUUUUAACAGUGUAAUAAUAAUUGUUAUGAGCAUAAUUUAUUUUGGGGGUCAGAUAUCAACAUGUGUUUGUUCUGAUUUUAUGAAGAAAGUGGUAUAGGUUCAGCCUUGAGUCCUGGAGGUCUGAGGUGAUGGGAGAUCAUAUCCUGCUUAUGUAACCAGGAUGUAGCCUUGUGGGAAUAACUGCAGUUUUGUCCAGCCUAUUGUUAGCCAUUUAUCCAUCAUGAAGGUAACACUCCCUCUAUGAUUUUUAAAUGCCGCUGUAGAAAUGUCACAACCCCUCUUCAUCUGUUGGGUAACCUUCCCAUUGAGUGUCCCAAUCCCCAACCACCAACCCUGAAAUCUCGCUGUGUUACUGAAGUAGUAAACAAAACAAUACAUUUAGUAGUAUACAGUACAUACGAUAACAUGUUUCCUCUCUUCAACUGUCUCUGUGGUCUUGUAAAAGUAAUUCUCAUGUAAAUGAAGGUUAAUUCACCUAUUUCUAAUCGUUUUGAUUUGAUUUGCAGGCGCUCUACAUUUUUGUCUAAAGUGGACCAUUCUGUUGCUUUUAUGAAGGAAUACUUGUUUAUCCUCUUUUCAAUGAAGGUGACCUAUCCUAUUCUCUCCAAUAUUUUUGAGGUGUCUGGACAGCUGUCUUAAACCGUCCCCUACACCCCUCCCCCAUGGUCUGCCUGAUAGUAACCCACCAAAGGGACCUGGAAAAGAAAAUGCUCUUAGAAUAUUUUGUUCAGAAGGAAAAAAAGAGAAGAUUAUAUUAGUAUGGUUUUAAUUUCAGUACCUUGAUUUAACAUGCAGGCAUGUUUGAUUACAUUUAUUUUCUUCACUGUGUUGUCAUUUACAGUGAGCUCCGAAAGUAUUUGGACAGCGACACUUUUUUGGUUGUUUUGGCUCUGUACUCCAGCACUUUAGAUUUGAAAUGAUACAAUGACUAUGAGGUUAAAGUGCAGCAUUAA